This is a messenger RNA of Aspergillus pseudoviridinutans, 1692 nucleotides long. Its product is annotated as putative pyridine nucleotide-disulfide oxidoreductase. The transcript has a single exon. Gene Ontology annotation, molecular function: oxidoreductase activity; flavin adenine dinucleotide binding. NCBI's taxonomy places the organism in Eukaryota, Fungi, Ascomycota, Eurotiomycetes, Eurotiales, Aspergillaceae. Bases 1 to 1692 code for a protein of 563 amino acids. The record is from RefSeq and is a predicted model, not a curated record.
AUGACUACUGAAGGCGAAAAGUUGAGGCUGGUCAUCAUCGGUGGCGCCAGGGGGGGAAUGUCAGCAGCGGUUCGAGCACGGCGGCUGGAUGAGAACGCGUCAAGCAUCGUUAUUGAACGAGCCUCCUACAUCAGUUACACGAAUUCUUUUGUGCCUUACAGCUUGGGCAGUGUCAUUGAAAGGGAUACGCUGAUCGCACUGCAAACCCCCGCAGGGCUCAGUGCUCGAUUCAACCUGGACGUGCGGGUUUGUACCGAGCUUGUCAGUAUCUCGAGGGAGCAUCAUUCGGUUACCGUGAGAUGUCGAAAGACCGACACCACCUAUGACCUACCGUACGAUAAGAUGAUCCUUGCGCUGGGCGCAGAUCCCGCUAUUCCCCCUAUUGCAGGUAUAAGAAAAGCCAAUGUGUUCCCGUUGCAUACCCUCGCUGAUCUGCAGACCAUCCGAUCCUUUGUGGUGAAAAAUGACUGCCGUGAAGUAGUAAUCCUGGGCGGGGCCUUCGCGGGCCUCAAAGCCGUGGAAAGUCUGUACAGCUUCGGCCUACGUGUCAGCGUGGUUGAGGCUGGUGACCGCCUCUGUCCGGAAUUUGAUCCGGAUUUUGCCAAUAUCAUGCAGAACGAGCUCAUGAAGAAAGGAGUCCAGAUCUAUCUCGGGUCGGAGUGUCAAAUGAUCGCAGAAGCAGAUGCCAGCGACCUGUGCUACGUGGAGGUAAGCGAUGGCUCUAUCCUCUCCGCGGACCUGGUAGUUGUAGCCACAGAACCCGAGCCUCGAGUCCGGCAUGCUAAGAACGCAGGUCUUGAGGUCCGGAAAGGGAUUGUGGUCAAUGCAUUCAUGCAGACAAGUGAUCGUGACAUCUAUGCGGUUGGCAGUGUGGCGGAGGUUAUGAACAGUAUCUCCCAUAUGCCUCAGGUGUCAUCCAUGAGCGGACCUUUGAAUCGACAGGGUCGCCUCGCAGCGGAUCACAUCUUCAAACGAGCUACAGCUUACCGUGGCACCUGUGGAACCCGUGUCUACCACGUCUUCCACUUGACAGGGGCUAUCACCGGGCUCUCAGUGUCCGACCUCAAGCAGAUUGGAUACGACCCUCAAUCUGUGACAAUCCACCAGCCGGACCAUGCUGGGUACUUCCCAUCGUCCCACCAGCUAACGUUAAGAGUGGCCUUUGAACCAGCAAGUGGCGUCUUGCUGGGCGCUCAGAUUGUCGGACAUUCUGGCGUGGACGGCCGCAUCGAUGUGCUAGCGACAGCCAUUCAGGCCGGGAUGACCGUGUUCGACUUGGAGCCUCUCGAACUUUCCCACCUGCCACAAUACGGCUCAGUGAAGGAUCCAGUCAAUCUGGCCGGCUCGGUAGGAAGUAACCUGCUACGUGGGGACCUCCAUACAGUCCAUCCUCAAGACCUCCAAGGCCAUCUCCAUGAAUGGCAGAUCAUUGAUGUGCGGUCCGCAGAGCAUUUUGCACAAGGCCAUCUACCACUCACUCGAAACAUCCCGAUCGACUCGCUAAGGUCAAGACUGGAUGAGAUUGAAAAGGACCGCCCGGUACUGGUCUGCUCUAGGGUAGGCUAUCAUGGCUACCUGGUCUACAGAAUGCUAGUGCAGUCUGGCUAUCAGGCUGCGAAUCUCGACGGUGGAUUGAAGUUGUUUACAGAUGGUGGAUAUCAGCCAGAAUUAGUAGUAGACGCGCCAGAAUGA